Prorocentrum cordatum is the source of this 1242-nucleotide messenger RNA. Lineage: Eukaryota; Dinophyceae; Prorocentrales; Prorocentraceae. The record is from the annotation of a GenBank genome assembly.
CUGGAGGGCUGCGUCGCGCUGCGGGACGCCGCCGCCUGCGAGCGGGCCGGCCGCCUCGACCAGGCCGCGCGGCACUUCCGCCGGGCCUACCGGCUCUGGCCCGAGCUGGACUCCGCGAUGCACUCGGACGGCGUGCCGGCUGCCCUGCGGAGGGAGGCGGACGCGCUGGCGAGGCCCCUGGAUGAGGAGGAGGAGUGGCGCCUCGCGCGGGCGUGCUGGCCAGCCCUGCAGGGCCUGGGCCUCGCUGACGGGGAGCUCGCGGCGGUCUCCAGCCGCUGCCUCCAGAGGCUCUGGACCGGCCUCGGCUACGUGGUGCGCCUCUCGCUCUCGGGCACCGAGGGCUCGGAGUGCAGCGCGAUCGCGAAGGUGGUGCGGCUGCCCGACGAGGCCGAGGACUGGCACAGGCGCGACCUCGACUCGUACGGCGUCGAGGCGGCCUUCUACGAGCGGGGGCUCGCCCAGCGGCUUCAGCUCACGGGGGCCGCGUGCCCCACGGGCCUCCACGUGGAGCGAGGCGACGGAGGGCGCCUCACGAUCUGCAUGACCGAGGCCCCCGGCACGCACGCGCGGAGGCUCAGCCGCGCGCAGGCGCUGGCCGCCCUCUCCUGGCUGGCGCGCCUGCACGCCUCGUGCUGGGGCCCCGCGGCCGCGGCCGCGGCCGUGGCCGCCGGGCUGCACGCGCAGGGCUGCUACUGGCGCCUGGGCCGGCCGGGAGACGACCCCGGCGGCCGCGAGGCCCCGGAGCCCGCGGGCCUCAGGAGCCGCCUGCGGCUGGCGUCCCCCGGGCUCGACGCCCGGCUUAGGGCGGACCACCUACAUACCGUGUGCCACGGCGACGCCAAGGGGGCGAACAUGCUCUUCGACGAGGGCGGCGGCGUGGCCUUCGUGGACUUCCAGUGGGCCUGCCAGGCCUCGGCGGCCAAGGACCUCGCCUACUGCCUGACGUGCGGCUACCCGGAGGACCUGGAGGACGGCGAGGAGGAGUACCUGGGGCACUACCACCGGGAGCUGGCGGCCCUGUUGCGCGCCGACGCGGUCCGGCCCGGCCUGCAGCAGGUGCGGGACUCGUACCAGCUGGCGUGUUGCGACCUCGCGCGCUUCCAGUGCACCGCCGGGUGGUGGGGCAACGCCCAGGCGCUCCGGGCGCGCGCGGCGGCGGUGCUGGACCGCGUCGACGGCGGCAGCCCGCUGCCCUCGGAGGAGGCAUACCGCGACGCCAUAUUCGGCGCCUUCCCGGUCUGA